Achroia grisella is the source of this 6749-nucleotide messenger RNA. RefSeq names its product protein mini spindles (gene msps). Gene Ontology annotation, molecular function: microtubule plus-end binding; microtubule plus end polymerase activity. Gene Ontology annotation, cellular component: kinetochore; microtubule plus-end; centrosome. The transcript has 37 exons. Gene Ontology annotation, biological process: centrosome duplication; mitotic spindle organization; microtubule polymerization. Lineage: Eukaryota; Metazoa; Arthropoda; Insecta; Lepidoptera; Pyralidae. The coding region runs from base 191 to 6286 and encodes 2031 amino acids. The record is from RefSeq and is a predicted model, not a curated record.
AAAACGACGACGGAAAAGAAAAAAACUAUCUCUAUAUCCGAUAACUAUCUCAAUUUGGAUAAUGUGAUUGUUUGUUAUUUCACUUUAUUAGUAACCAACAAACAAACAACAUUUUUAUGAACUGGACACAUCGAGAAAAACAUUUAACGACUAAGAAAACUCGAACUUGUACAAUUAAAGACAUAACAAAAUGGAGGAUGAGAAUGAAUAUAAAAAGUUACCAACAGAAGAGAAAUGUGUGCAUAAAUUGUGGAAAGCAAGAGUAACAGGAUAUGAAGAAGCAAUUAAACUCUUCAACCAGAUUGAUGAUGAGAAAUCACCAGAGUGGAACAAGUAUUUGGGUUUGAUCAAAAAAUUUGUCACUGAUAGCAAUGCUGUGGCCCAAGAAAAAGGUCUGGAGGCAGCGCUGGUAUUUGUUGAAAAUUGUGGUCACGCCGGAAAGACAACCGGUGAAGUCAUGUCAGGUAUUGUGGCUAAAUGUAUUGCUGCCCCUAAGACUAAAACAAAGGAUCUCGCUUUGCAGGUGACACUAAUGUAUGUAGAGAUAGAAAAACAUGAAAUUGUAGAAGAGGAAUUACUGAAAGGCAUGGAACAAAAAAAUCCCAAAGUUGUAGCCGCAUGUAUCUCUGCUUUGAACACCUCUCUGAAGCAGUUUGGAAACAAAGUUAUAGCUAUUAAGCCCAUGGUUAAAAAGAUACCUGUAUUGUUAGCAGACAGAGAUAAGGGUGUGAGGGAUGAAAUGAAAGCACUAGUCAUUGAGAUGCACAGAUGGAUCGGCGCAGCUAUAGAACCGCACAUAGCAUCUCUUCAAGCAGUGGUACAGCAAGAACUUCGGGAAUCGUUCGGCACUGGCGGCGCACAACCCACUCGCUAUUUGCGCUCGCAACAGAACCGCGUGAGAGAGUGCGCUGUUACAGACUCUCCUGAUGGUACAGUGGACGACGAUGACGCGGAGACGGGUGGCGGUGACUCAGGAGAUAUGGAUCCCUAUGAUCUCCUUGAUCCAGUCGAGAUUCUCUCUAAAAUACCUAAAGAUUUCUAUGAAAAGUUGGAAGCUAAAAAAUGGCAAGAUAGAAAAGAGACUCUUGAUGCUCUGGAAGCCUUGCUAAAGACAGCUCCCAAAUUAGAACCUGGUGAUUAUGCUGAUCUUGUCAGGGCUCUAAAAAAGAUAAUAUCAAAAGACACAAAUGUGAUGUUAGUCGCUCUCGGCGGUCGACUGCUCGGUAUGGUGGCCAGUGGACUUCGCAACAAGUUCCAGCCAUACGCCGUUGCCUGUGUCCAAGCUAUACUGGAAAAAUUCAAAGAAAGAAAGACCAAUGUUGUUGCUGCUUUGAGAGAAGCCAUCGAUGCUAUAUAUCCUUGUACAAACCUAGAAGCCAUAAUGGAGGAUAUGAUAGCAGCUUUCGACAAUAAGAACCCACAGAUAAAAUCAGAAAGCGCGCUGUUCUUAGCACGCGCGCUGUGUCACACGCAGCCCGCUGCUUUCAACAAGAAGCUAAUAAAAGCAUAUGUUGCUAGUCUGCUGAAGUUACUCGAGAGUGCUGAUCCGGUGGUGCGUGAUGCCGCUGCUGAAGCGCUCGGAACAGCCACUAAGUUAGUGGGCGAGAAGGCCAUAGCACCACACAUUGGCAAGCUGGACAAUCUAAAAGAACAGAAGAUUAAGGAGUUUGCUGACAAGGCUGUGAUUCAAGUGAAAGUGGCAGCGCCAAAGAAAGAAGCCAAGCCGAAAGCUGCGGUGCAGCCUUCGGGUAAAGGAGAUGGUAAACUUGCCGCCGGUUCUACCCAGCCGAAGCCUGUGAAACGUCCAGCGUCAGGUGCUCCAAAGAAGGCAGUAGCGGGUACAAAGAAACCAGCUGGGGGGCGCGGGCAGCCCAGUCCACCGCGGGAACAGGAGCUUUCACAGGAAGAAGUGGACGCGAGGGCCGAGACUCUAUUCUCUGCUGAUGUCAUCACAGGUCUCGGCGAUGGAAACUGGAAGACUCGUCUCUCAGCUGUCCAGAAUUUCCUGUCAACUGUACAAGGGCUGAGUACAAACGACGCCACAGCACAAGUAUUGUAUCGCACUCUGAACAAGAAGCCAGGGUUGAAAGAUACAAAUGUUCAAGUUCUAAAAGCUAGAUUGGAAGCUUGCAAGUACAUAACAGAGAAUUUCCCAGUCUCCAUCACGGCUGCAGAUUAUGUUCUCCAAGAUAUAGUGACGAAACUAGGCGAAGCAUCAUGUGCAUCUAUUUCUGCUGAUUGCCUCACAUCACUGGCGGAAGCGUGUGGACUCGAACAUGUGCUUAAUGAGGGUCUAUCUUUCGCUAUGGACUCACAGAAGAACCCUAAAGUGCAAUCAGAAAUGUUUAAUUGGAUGUCCAUUGCUAUAAAGGAGUUUGGAUUCUCUAUGAAUAUAAAAGGCAUUGUCGCACACUCAAAAAAAGCUCUCUCGGCAACAAAUCCAAAUGUACGGACAUCCACAGUCAACUUCCUUGGAAUCCUCUCUCUAUAUGUUGGACCAUCUCUGUUGAGUCAUUUUGACAGCGAGAAACCAGCAACGAAACAGUUGAUCAGCUUAGAGCUGGAUAAAUAUGCUAAUAGUAGUCCACCAACACCUACCAGACAGCUCGGUGGAGUUAGUAAGUCAGCGAGCAAAGCGUCAAUGGGCGAUGACUUGGAAGAGGCUGGACCCAUUGAAGAAGUGGAGGACUCGCGUCCACGGACUGACAUAGCCCCACUCAUCACCGAGGCACUCGUAGCAGAGUUAAACGACAAGAACUGGAAGGUUCGCAAUGAAGGUCUGGACAAAGUAAAAGCCAUAAUCACAGCAAGCUCCCCCAUAAAGCCAAGUUUGGGUGAGCUACCAGCGGCGCUUGUGGCGCGACUGUUAGACUCCAAUUCCAAGUUAGCGCAGAGUGCGCUUCAAAUAUGCGAAACCCUUGCCUCUGCCAUGGGUCCCAAGUGCAAACAACACGUGAGGACGUUCUUCCCGGCUUUCUUUCAAGCGUUCGGCGACAGCAAGCAGUGGAUCCGCGCGGCGGCGGUGUCGUGCGCGGACGCGUGGAGCGCGGCGGCGGGCGCGGCGGCCGCGCUCGACGGGGAGAUGGUCCACGACGCCCUGCGCGCCGGCUCGCCCGCGCUCCGGGCCGCGCUGCUGCAGUGGCUGGCCGACCACCUGCCGCACGUGCCGCCAAAGUCGUUCCCCCGCGAGGAGCUGGCGGUGUGCGUGACGACGCUGUACUCGUGUCUGGAGGAGCGCGCGGCGGACGUCCGUAAGGCUGCGGCAGACUGCGUGCUGCCGUUCAUGCUGCACCUCGGGUACGAACACAUGUUCAAGCAGCUCGACAAGCUCAAGCCUGGCUCCAAAUCGGUAGUUCAAGCGGCACUGGACAAGGCUCGACCUAAUCUACCCGUACAGCCGUUGCCUGCCAAAAACAAGAAAGAGGAACCGCGAGGAGUUAAGUCUGCGGGGGCCCUGAAGAAAGAAGCUGAGAAAAAGGGCACCGUUACCGUUAAGGGCAAGGGUCCAGUGAAGCCCACAUCUGCGUCUAGUCGUGGCAAGAAGGAGGAUGAAGAUUGUACACCACUGCUGCCCAACAAUAACGCCAAGAACCAGCGAAUCAUUGAUGAUCAGAAACUUAAAGUGUUAAAAUGGAAUUUCACGGCACCACGUGAAGAAUUCUUCGAGUUAUUGAAAGAGCAAAUGGGCACCGCUGGACUAAAUAAACAACUUGUGGCGAAUAUGUUCCACAGUGAUUUCAGAUAUCACCUAAAGGCGAUUGAAGCCCUCUCAGAAGACUUACAUGAAAAUGGAUCAGCACUAAUGGCUAAUCUGGAUCUAGUACUCAAAUGGCUGACCCUCCGAUUCUUCGACACCAACCCGUCUGUCAUCUUGAAGGGUCUGGAGUACUUGACUCAAGUAUUCCAAUACCUAAUGGACAGUGAUUACACGAUGGCAGAGUAUGAAGCUAACUGUUUUAUACCUUACCUCGUGCUCAAGGUUGGUGACCCAAAGGAUACUGUGCGAAAUGGCGUGAAAGCUUUGUUCAGACAGAUUUGCGUCGUAUAUUCUGUCACUAAGCUGUUCGGAUAUCUGAUGGAAGGACUAAAAUCUAAGAAUGCGAGACAACGAGCAGAGUGUCUGGAGUGUAUCGGUCAUCUGGUGGAGACAUACGGGUCGACAGUGAUGUCCCCCGCCGGUGGUGGCGGCAGUACAGCACUCAAGGAACUGGCGCGACACAUUGGCGACAGAGACAACGCUGUCCGAUCUGCCGCGCUCAAUUGUAUUGCCGCCGCUUACUUCCUUGAAGGGGAGAAGGUCUACAAGAUGAUUGGACAGAUAUCAGACAAAGAUCUGUCACUUCUAGAAGAGCGAAUAAAGCGCGCCGGUAAGACUCGCAGCGCUGAGGUUCGCCGUUCCAUGGUAGUGCCGCUUUCGGCUUCAGGGCGACCCAUUAUGCAGCAGCCUGAGGAGGAUACAUCCAGGCAUAUGAUAACGGCGGAUAAUCCGCCAGUGGAAUAUGAGGAGGAAGAAGAGGAAGAACCGGCACCACCGCCACCUAAUCCGAGAGCGGCGCCGGAGCCGAAGGUGAUCACUGGUCCGUUCGGGCUGGACCCGGAGCUGAUCGCGCAGCUGGACGCGGCCGUGCCGGCGGUGCGGCGGCCGGCCGUGCCCGAGCUCGACCUGCACUUCCUGGACGAGCCCGUGCCGGCCGCCGCCCGCCCGCACCUGCACCACGCCCCGCACGCGCCCGCCGUCAGGCACAGCAUGGUCCCGAUGUCGCCACCGCGCCACUUGGCGCCACACCCGCUGGUGACCACACAACACUCGCAGCACGCAUCCGCCAUCGACGACUCGCAGCUAGCCGACACCAUACACUCCAUAUCCAGUCCAGACUUGAAUGCGGCAAUACGUGCGCUGUCUCUGAUCUCGGGAGCACUGGCAUCGGGCCGGGGCGCGGCGCUGGUGGCGCACGAGCAGCGGCUGGUGAUGGCGGUGGCCGCGCAGGUGCGCCGCCUGCGGAGCGCGCCGCCGCCCGCCGCCGACGCGCUGCCCGCCUACAAGUACCUCGCGGGCGCGCUCACCGGGUUCUACGAGACGGCGGGGUGCGGGUCGCAGGUGGGGGAGGCGGCGCUGUGCUCGCUGCUGGGCGAGCUGCUGCGCGUGCUGGGCGGCGCGGGGGGCGCGGGCGCGGCGGGGGGCGCGGGGGGCGCGGAGGGCGAGCGGCUGGUGCGCGUGCUCAACAACGUGUGCGUGCGCGUGCUAGAGCACUCGCCGCGGACUGCACUCCUCUGUGCGAUAGUGUCCCUGCUUCAUGAAUCGAUCGGUGUAACGGACCCCGAGUACCCGCGGUACCAAGACCUGCUGCUCAAGUGUUUCUGGAAGACCCUCAAGAUGAUAUCUACAUGGGACGCGGAUUCCAUCGACUACGACGCCGUUUUGUACAAAAUACACCUAUUCUAUAAGGCCUACCCAAAUAGCUACUGGAAAAAAAAUGCUGAUAUAAGUGAUACUCCAUACAGAACGGUGAAAACGCUUGUGCACACUCUAGUCAAGAUGAAGGGUGCCUCUAUAACGACGCACCUCACCCAAAUACCAGACGUCAACGAAUCUGAUCUUUAUCCCUAUCUUCUUAAAGUUCUCAAGCAACUGAAACUGGACGAGAAGAAAGAGAACACGACAGACGUUCUGAACGGUGGUGGUGUUCUGCCGGGAGUGACCAACUUGACGAGCAACAGUACGCUGGCGGCCGGCCGGCUGCCGCGGGCGGUCCACGAGGAGCUCGCGCUCAUACUCAAACGCAUCGGCACCAAGGACCACAACAGAGACGCGCUCGCGCAGCUCUACGAUCUCAGGGAGCGUCAUCCAGAGGUGGACAUUUGGACAUUCAUGCAGGGCUCAUCGUUCUACUUCCGUAACUAUGUGGAGCGAGGUUUACGCGAUGUGGCUGAACAAAGGAAACUCGCCUCUAUGCCCAUUUACAAACACGAUUACAAAACGGAAAAUAUCGAUAUAAGCAAUGAGAAUGAUGAAAAGUCACAUGUUAUAUUUUUGGAGCGACUACGAGCUUUACAGGCUAAGGCGGGUCUCAAGUCGGACAGCAAUCCUUCGUCGCAGCCUCGUACCCCGGUCGGAGACAACCGGGCCCUCACAGAUUCCAUCAACGAUAACACGCUACCUCGCACGCACUCCAUCGACCCGCAACUAGAGCUCCAUACAACACAAACCAUUUCUCAAAAGAAUGAAGCGGCCGUCGACGCGCUCCGUCUAAAAUUACAACAAAUCAAAAGUUCGUCCAAGAGAUAAGGCUGUGUCCACCGCACGCUCUCGGUAUAGCUCUCACUUUCACACGUCACAUUGUAAUCACAUAGCAACUAUACGACGCGCGACCCACCUAAACGCGUUCGUUUAAGUAUGUAUAUUUCAUGAUAUUUCAGUAUAAUGAAAUUGUUAGGACGCGUGUAUUAAUUUAGCAAAGUAGAAUAGAUUUUCAUAUAUUGGACAAUUCUUACAAUAUGAGUUACUUGUUAAUAAUAAUAUCUGUUAAAAUGUACUAAAUAGACUACUUGCCUUUUAUUAUAACUAUAUAUUAAAAUUUCUAACGAAUCUCAUUUAGUUACAUAUAAUUUAGUAAUUGGAAAAAUGUUUUAUCCAACACUGUUAUUUUCAUUAUACUCUAUGGCCUAUCAUGUAUCUUGCUAAUAACGACCUAUUGGUCGCUUUUGUAAUUUACAGUCUCGGUACGGGAUUUGCCGAUUUUACCAUGACA